This is a messenger RNA of Parnassius mnemosyne (clouded apollo), 3478 nucleotides long. NCBI's taxonomy places the organism in Eukaryota, Metazoa, Arthropoda, Insecta, Lepidoptera, Papilionidae. The record is from the annotation of a GenBank genome assembly.
AGUCUAUCGGAGCCUCUGCACUGCGCCGGUGUAUUCCAAGCUCUUUUCCAUCCAUUGCACUAUUUACUCGAUACCGACCCUCAUAUCGUCAAACACAUUUUGUGAAUUCACCCCGACUGCGAAGUGUUGUUACUGUGCCAGUGCGUAUUUAAUUUGUGAAUUUUCUUUAAAGCGUCGUAAUUCCGCGCUUACUGACGCCGGUUUUAUUUAUUCUUUUUCAACUACAGCAUUUCUAAAACACAUCACAAAGGAGAAAAUACUGCAAAUAUUUUCAACACUAAGGAUAAAUAUAUUUGUCCAACAUUCAAAUAACCAAGGAAUAUCAUUACUGCUACAUAAAAAAGGUUCAAAGCAUGAAGAAGAUACGAAGUUACACUAGUGGAUGGUGGAUGGUGUUAUUGAUAACUACGCUUGCUGCUCCGGUGCAGUCUGACGCCGGUGUCAGUAUCUACAAUGCAAAGUUGAAACAGAUAGUUACCUCUAGUACACUCAAAUGGACAACCUUGAAGAAUGAAGCCAUGGAAAAUUACGUUAUUGGUGCUGAAUCUUCGCAAGGGCCAAUUUACCUUUGUCGGUCACGACACGAGGGCGAUAUGCUCUUGGGUCAGUUACGACCCGAUUACAAAUCCUGUGCAGUUGCCGGAACUAAAAGCUACGAAAUGUUUGAAGUACUCGAAAAUAUUGAAAACGCAUCGCUUAUUAUAUGGAAGCCAUGGCUUAAAUAUCAUUCUAAACCUAGUGGAGCAGUAACAAUCGACUCUUCCCUUGACUCAGUUUUCAUUGGUCGGAUGAAAGCAGAUAGUACAUUUUCGCACUACAUUGGAAGAAUUAACUAUGAAAGUACUAUCGGUCAUUUAAUCACCUUUGAUGACCAGAACAAUGAACUCGUGGAGAACAGUGGUGAAAUACUGAUCGAAGUUGAACCUGUAAGUUAUAAAGUUGAAAACGUUCACAUGGACCAGGAGACUGAACACAUACGUCAAACUGAUCCCCAAGUAUUUGAAGAGCGGAUUUUAAGAAAUGAUGAUGAAACGGCAGCUACGGUUACGACAGAAAUAGAGUACAAAUAUAAUUAUAGCUUGUCCUGGGGCCACGGGCACGGAAUUGCUAUUGGUUUAAAUACAACCAUAGUGUUGGAAGACGGAACUGUAUUUCCACAAAUCGAAUGGGCUAACCCACACACGGAGGAGAGGAAAGAGCUUUAUAAAUUAGAGAAAUACCUUGAGCCUGGAACGGCAUGUAAUGUUACUUUUAGAGGUAAUUACACAAAUAAGGAUAUUCAAUAUAAUGGAAAAAUAAUAACUUUCUAUAAAGAUCAUGAGUCUCGAUCACGACCAAUGAAAGGAGAAAGAAUAGAGAAUACCGUAGAAGUGGAAGCGAUAUAUGGUGAAAUAUACUACGUUGCCAAUAAUACACUAGUGCCAACCACCACAACAACUACAACGACCACUACUACGACUACAACCACACCGCCACCACAGACUGCUCCUCCAGCACCAGAAGAAAAUGAUAUAGCCAGUCCUAUGAAGAAACCUGAUCCUGCAGACAUGGAUACUAACGAUAUGUUAGGUGAUAGUAGUGAAGGAAUAAUGAAGGCAGCUAAAGAGGACAAUAUAAGUCGUUCGGUAGUUGGCGGCCUGGGCAGUAAACCAAACACGGCAACUCCAACACGAAUGAUUACAGUGUCUUUAUUUAUCCCAGUAUUUGCGCUUAUACUUUAAACGUCAUGAACGCGAGGAUUGCAGUAUUUGUUGUACAUAGUUAAAGAAAAGAUCAUUGAAAUAGUUGCUUUGAAGUUUAUAUUGUAGUAUUUGUCAACUAAGCUUCAUGCUGUUGUUUUAUUGUAUAAGAUAAGGAAUUAUGUAUAUUUUACCCUUAUUUGGUAGGUGUGUAUAUAGUUUUUCUAGACAUUCCUGUUAAAUAACUUCAUUCCAGUGUGUAAAUUAUUGACCCAAGAUUAAACAGAUGAAUGUAAAUAAAUUUUGUAUAUAGUUAAGAUUGCGGAAGUCGCAGAGCGACGGGAUGACAUCUGAACGUCACAUAAUGUGUAAAAGUUGGUGGACAAACGAAUGGCAAAGAUUACGUCACUGUUACCACUACUACAUAUAUUAAACAUACAAAAUAACGAAAAUAGUUUUAAUUUUAUCACAUAUAUCAAGAAUAUCCAUGUGAUAUGAAAAAAUACUUUAUAUUAUAAAUGUUAAAAAUGAUAAAAAUGUUCAGCAAUUUAACUGUCGCAACGUAUUGUGCAGCAUUCAACAAAACAAUUUCCAAUACGACCUUUGGCAUGCACCUUUUCUAUUGUGUCACCUGUGAUGUUAAUACCUGAAAUACCUUCUGAAUCUUAAUUCUAGUAAACAGAUUUUGCGCUAUACACAACCGACUUACCAAGUAUAUCUCUCUAGUACCUCCAGUUAGUAGUUGUGUACUUUUUAAUCGUUAUUUUUAGUUUUAAGUUACAAAGAGUUUAAAUCCAGAAUUGAAAGAUAUUAUUAUUUUAAAGCUUUUAGGGUUAAUGAAUAUUUAUUUUGUUUUUAUCUAGUGUUUCUUUAGGUUAAGUUUACAAAAUGUACGGACACUGACUCGUAUUAAAUAAAAAUCAUAAAUUGUCAAACUUUGUUGAUUUUGCCAAAGUUAAAGUUAUACUUCUAACCAAUUUAAUGUAUAUCCCUCCGCAAAAGUUAUCACUAAUUAAUAAGAACCGUUUCAUCUAAAAAUAUCCUGACUGGUGUAUGGUAAAAAAAAUUAUAAUAAUGCUUAGCGAUGUUCAGUCAAUGUGUAAAAAUAAAUGAUAUUUUUGUAUGGGCAUACAAUGUAAGUUUUUGCUUUACAAAUAAGCUGUAGCCAUGUAACAAAUUCUUGUCGAUCAUCAGUUUAGUUAUUCGCUUAAAAAGUAUUUUCAGUAUUUUGUCACAAACUAGGGCUUAGUGUUUCCAUUGUAAUUUUAAAUUAAAAAAGAAGUCGCUUAAUGUAUCUUAUUAUGAAAGAUAAAUCCCACCUAGAAAUAUAUUUAUUAUAUAAGAUUUAGGUUUUACAACAAUGUGCAAAAUAAUAUUAAAAUCAAAUUUAUCUUCUGUUACUAUAUCUACAGUCAUAAAAUCACAAUAGAUUAGAACCGUCAGAGACCAACUUUUUCCAAAGUCAAUUUUUGCCUGCGUAAUAUUAUGUAAAAUUGACAAAUAUUUAUUCAUAAAUUUAUUCAAAAAUAUGUUUAAAUAACUAUUUGUAUAGAUAGUAUAUUAAUCCAAAAUGCAACUGCGGCCUCCACUUUUGAUGUAAGGUUUAUUAUUGCUUGUCUUUCCUGAUAGAUAUUGAAUCUAUCUAUCUGCCAUAAUGUUAAGGCAUUUGUUGUUGUAUAUCAAAUUUAACUUUAUAAAAUAAUGUGAAAAUAUAAAACUCUUUGACAUCAACAUUGUUUUGCGAAGCAUAAUUGUGAUGUUCCCAUGUAAGUUUGUUUUAAUUCAUUAAAGCGUAAUUG